AUAUUUCCGGGCGUCCACCAUUGAGAAUUUUUUUCGUUAAAAAUUUUGGCGUCGAAAAUUUUGUGUGGGAAAUGGACUUGAAAACAUUGUGAAUUUCUUGCCGGAACUAGUGUUUUUGCAUCGAUCUUCAACUCAAGGAUUAUUAAACGCGUUAUUGGAUAAUUGCAGGCCACCACCAUGGAUACUGUUAAGGCUUUUAAUGCGGAGCUCUCGUCGCUCUACGACAUGAAACCACCUAUAUCCAAGGCAAAAAUGACUGCAAUCACAAAAGGCGCCAUCAAAGCAGUCAAGUUUUACAAACAUGUUGUUCAGUCUGUCGAAAAAUUUUUGCAAAAAUGUCGACCUGAAUACAAAAUCCCUGGAUUAUAUGUGAUUGACUCUAUAGUUCGACAAUCUAGGCAUCAAUUCGGAGCAGAUAAAGAUGUGUUUGCUCCUCGGUUCUCAAAAAACGUAACAUACACCUUCUACUUCAUUUAUCAGUGCACUGGCGAAGAAAAGAGUAAAGUCAUCAGGGUGCUCAACUUGUGGCAGAAAAAUGCAGUGUUCCCUCCUGAAGUCAUCCAGCCACUAUUUGAUAUGGCUGAUUCCAGUCAUCCAAAGUUCAAGGAAGUAGCACAAUAUGUAAACUCAAAAGGGGCCUCCAGUUCAGGGAUAUCUGCAGGCAAAAGCAAUUCUCAGGACAAUACUACUAAUCUUAAUGGCAACAAUGAGGCAGCAGUUAGUUUUGAAGAAACGUCCAAUGAUGGGAAUCAGGUGCAGAGUCAGUCUUUGGUAAUGGGAAAUCUUCCCAACCUGAGUAGCACAGAAAUGAGUCUAGCUACCAGGCUGCAGCACCUGCAACAUCUAUUUGGACAAGAACCUCCCAAUAACUCGAGCAAUCCAUUAGCGGCUCAGCCUUUAACGCCAGCCAAAGUCCCUGCGAAUGCCAACGAUACGGGGCAAAUUCGAUUCAACAAGAAGCUCUUGGACUUUGACUACGAUGAAGAAGACGAAGAGCCGGACAAAACCGCUAGGGAAACUGGCCAACAGCAAGCCAAGCCACAACCGCCUCCGCCACAGCAACCAGUUCAACCUGCUCUUACAUCAAAUUCCACUUCCGAAUCACUUGGAACUUUGCUGACUAAUCCCGACAUUCUGCGACAUCUUCAAAGCCUCCAGCAACAAAUUGCACAGCCAGCGGUCCAGUCGGCUUCAAUCAGCACGAAUCAUCACCACCAUCACCAGCAGCAACAACAACACCACCACCAUCAACAGCAACAGCAACACGAAGAGCAACCAAUUUGGGAGCCGGCCAACAACCACGGCCAAUACGGUCAAAUUGAUUUUACUCAACCGCCACCCGGAUUCAUGCCGAUGGGAGCCGCCGGUUUGAGUCAACCUCCAGUGGGCUUCCCUCAUCACCAUCCUCCGCAUCCGCCGAACGCCGCAGCUCAGUUCCAACAGCACCAUCAACCUCCGACCAUCAGGGAGGACUUGUUUCAACCAGGCAACGGCGAAGUCAUUGAAAUCGAUCCUCCACGAUCAAAAGAACGAGAUAGACGGAGAAGUCGAUCGGGAUCACGUGGUAGACGAGCCCGAAGUGGUGGCCGUCACGGGGGUAGGAGAUCGAGCCGAUCGCGAUCGAGAUCUCGUGAUCGGGGUGGUGUACGAAGACGUUCCAGGAGUCGUUCCAGGAGUCGCAACACUCGUGCCAGGCCUCGAUCUCGGUCUCGAGACCAAGAGAGGGAAAAGGAACGUCUGGAACGUGAAAAGGAACGCGACAGGAAGCGGCGAGGUCUGCCACCCACAAAGAAAGAGGCGCUGAGCGUUUGCAGCACCACCCUGUGGGUGGGCCAUCUCAGCAAACUGGUCCAACAAGAGGAGCUGUCGGAUACGUUCGGCCAGUACGGCGAGAUUUUGUCGAUUGACCUGAUCCCACCACGAGGAUGCGCUUUCGUUUGCAUGCACCGACGACAGGACGCUUACCGGGCACUGACUAAAUUGGCUGGACAUAAAUUGCAAGGCAAAGCCAUCACGCUGGCGUGGGCACCGGGCAAAGGAGUCAAGGCUAAAGAGUGGAAAGACUUUUGGGAGGUGGACCAGGGAGUGUCUUACGUUCCAUGGCAAAGAUUGAGCCAAAUGACGGACUUGGAAGCGCUGGAAGAAGGUGGAUCCUUUGAUGAAGAAACACUUCCUCCUUGGUUGCGUCAUCAUUUAAAUCAGGACGAUAAGAUUGGGCAGCAAAGGAUUCCAAUGGCUCCUACUGGUUUCAUUCCCAUUCCGGAAGCGGGUCCUCCUACUCCCGAAAUGAAUGAACCAUCCAGCGGAGGUGGACAGGCUAUGUCGACUGCUUCGGGUCCAUCUUCUCUGAAUACUGCCACAACGACACUGCCGGCCAAUCUGCCCACUUAUGCAGCCAUGGCUCCUCAUUCACUUGGACUCCUACCAGUGCCCCUGGGAAUGCCACCUGGACUCAGACUGCCUCCGCCCGGUACUGCCGCCCAUCUUCUCAUGAGUCAAGCGGCCGGUGCUGGCACCAACGCCGCAAUGGCCACUCACCUGCUCGGACAAACGAUUUUGGCCGGACUCGGGGCCGCUGCCGCAGCUCAAGGAUUAGGGCCUUCCAUGGGUCAGCCGGCUGGUCCUUCCGGCUUCUUCAACGUUUUCAAUCCGCAUUUACCUGGCCAUCCGCAUCAGCAGCAACAGCAGCCGCCUCCGCAAAUUCCAUCUCACGACGAUGCGGACGACAUGGAACUGGAGGAAGCCGACGAUGACGUCCACCAGCAACAGCAUCACAAAGAAAUGGAUGGCCGCAACAGAAGUGGUGGAGGCUGGAACGAGCAGAUGGAUGAUCGCUCUGAUAUGUUGCAGCUCCGCCAACCGCUGCAGCAUCGAACGCCCGACAAGAGCAAUAACGGCCCUGGAUUGCUGGAUCGAUUGAGAAGUUUGGCUAAUCACGAGGCUGGAUCGCUCGACCACCAUCACCACCACCACAACAAUAAUGGCUCGGAAUUGGCGGAACGAGGCGGCGGUGGCCCGUUGCAUCUUCGAACUGACAUGGCCGGCCCAGGAUCAUCCGUACCGGACCAGUACGGCCUCUCUCCCAACUUGGCUUCUUCCCUUCGUGGCGUUCCGCUCACUGCAGCCGCAGCUGAAAUGGGAAUCCGUCUCCUCAGAGGCGGCCCACCGGAUGCGUUUGGAACACCCGGCAGAGGAAUCGGCGGUGACGAUCCUUUCAUGCCCAGACAGCCGCACCUCGGUGGAUCUUCUUUCGGUCCAGUUCCGGACAAUUUCGGCCCGAUGAGAGGCAGACACUUUGGCCAUGACAGUCGAGGAGGUCGAGGGGGAGGAGGAGGAGGAGGAGGAGGAUUUCGAGGGGAUAUGGUGGAACCCGCUUGGGAUGAAGAGCCUUUACCACCUCCGAGAUGGAGGCAGCAAGAGGAUUGGUCCGAUCGGGAGCCACCACCACCUUCCCGCUGGGAUCGCGAUCGUGAUCGUGAUCGAGAUCAUUCUGGCAGUCGGGGAGGUCGGGGAGGUGCUGAUUGGUCGAGUCCCAGGAGACCUCCGCUUCCUCCUCUGCCACCGCGCAGUAACGAUCGGGGAUCUUCCAACCGGGAUCGCUACGGAGGCGGAAGUCGUGGCGGAGGGGAUCGCGGCAGCGAUCGGAGGCGAAGUGGCGACAGGGAUCGUGAUCCUCUGCCACCGCGAGAUCGAGAACGUCGGACCAGCGAGCGUCGCAGCAGUGGGCGGUGGAGUGAUCGCAAGAGUCCCGAUCCAGCAGCACCAGUACCUUCCAGUAGCAGCAGCUCGACUGUUGCAGUUCCUCCGCCGGUUCCGGCGCCGCCACCACCAGUGGAAAACAAUGACACUGUGCCAAUCCCUGGUGAUGCACAAGAUCCGCCAGCUCCAACGCACGACGUCGAUCCCUCGGCGUCGUCAGUUUGCGAGUCCCAGAGUGCCGAUCCUUCCGUUGUUGACAAUGCUACUCCUGCUACCUCCGUGUCUCGUUCUCCUCCCGCUGCUCCACCAGCCUCUUCUCCGACACCUCCGCCGCCGACGUUGACCUCCUCCGAUGCGGAUUUGACGGCGCCCGGAACAGAGGAAGAAGAACCGCCUUCAGCAGAUUGAAACAAGACAAAAAGAAAAGAAGAACGCUGGGAUUGUUAUUAUUAAUUAAAAAAACAAAAAAGGAAAAAACCACAAUUUGUUUGUCCAAAGCUGUGGGUUUUUCUUCUCAAUUUUGCUUAACAAAAUUUUUCAAAGUGAUUGACUUGAUCAACUCCCCAUCAAUGAUGUACAUAGUUGAAAUUUAAAACGGGCUUUCCCUUUCCUCAUUGAAUCAUCAACUCAAAACAUGCGUUUUUGUGGUGAUUUUGUCCGACCUAUUCCCGUCGGACCGUGGUACACACAUAACCGUGUGGAAACAAAAAAUCAUGAACUUUUCUUUUUGUUUCUGAAUGAAUUAUCUCCUGCCCGCACGUGGAGACAUAGAGGGAAGAAUGUGCAUGGGGGGUUCAGUCGUAUCUUCCCCCAUCCGUUCGGCUCUUUGCAAUGAUGGUUAUAUGACCCCUACGAUGAUUUAAGCUAUAAAUUUCUCGUUCGAAUUCGAUCCACAUUUUGAUGAUUCGCCAACUUUUUUUUCGUGAAAUUUUUUAAACAUUUUUUUUGUCCCAAACCCCACCUCACCCUGUUUCGUCUACAGCGAUCCUGUGUGCAACGUGACACUUUCUGUGUACAACCACUCGGAUAGUGUAUGUGUGUUUUCAUAAUAUAAAUGCCAAAUUCACAA
This is a messenger RNA of Daphnia pulicaria, 4768 nucleotides long. It is a transcript of the gene Isha, whose product is annotated as SR-related and CTD-associated factor 4-like. NCBI's taxonomy places the organism in Eukaryota, Metazoa, Arthropoda, Branchiopoda, Diplostraca, Daphniidae. Gene Ontology annotation, cellular component: nucleus. The coding region runs from base 178 to 4107 and encodes 1309 amino acids. The transcript is spliced from 10 exons. The record is from RefSeq and is a predicted model, not a curated record. Gene Ontology annotation, molecular function: RNA binding.